Chenopodium quinoa (quinoa) is the source of this 789-nucleotide messenger RNA. RefSeq lists its product as uncharacterized. The transcript is spliced from 2 exons. Bases 1 to 789 code for a protein of 262 amino acids. Lineage: Eukaryota; Viridiplantae; Streptophyta; Magnoliopsida; Caryophyllales; Amaranthaceae. Gene Ontology annotation, molecular function: zinc ion binding. The record is from RefSeq and is a predicted model, not a curated record.
AUGGCAAAAAUAAAAAAGAAUAAUACAGAUGCUUAUAAUUAUUUGAAUGACGUACCUUUGGAAUUAUGGGCUAGACAUAUGUUUGAUCAAGAACUCAAGGUUCCAAAAGUGACUAACAAUUUUGUCGAGUCUCUUAAUGGAAAAAUUAGAGAAUUGAGAAGCCAACCUAUUUUGACAAUGCCUGAGGGAUUUAGAAGACGAUGUAUGAAGAAAUUGGAAAAAAAGAGAAGGUUUGCACUGAAAUGGGAUGACCAACUGUGCCCUAGAGUAAAGAAGAUGGUAGAUUGUGCAUGGGGUGAUGGGUAUUUUUGUAAACCAAUUGCUUCCGGCUAUGGAGUAUUUGAAGUCAAAGAUGGGCAUGUUUACGUCUGUGUGGAUUUGAAUAAGUGGACUUGUAUGUGUCAGGUAUGGCAAAAUGUGGGAACCCCUUGCAAACAUGCUGCAUCUGCUAUCAGGUAUUUAAGGAAGGAGAUUAUUGGUUUUGUGCAUCCUUGUUACUCUAAGGAAGCCUAUUUAAGGACUUACGAAGGUUUCAUACACCCAAUUCCAGACCUAAACAUGUGGCCAAAAGAUGAUCAACCACGAAUUACUCAUCUCGAGUUGACUAGGAGAGCUGGGAGACCUAAAACUACUCAGAGGCACAAAGAAAAAGGUGAGACUCCUAACAUGAAAAGGUCCACCAUUGUUCGAUGUAGCAUUUGCAAGUGUGUUGGACACAAUAAAAGAGAUUGUCAAGGAGGAGAAACUAAAAAACAAAAGUCGAGCAAGCUAAACAACAGUGGGAAUUAG